AUGGAUUCUAUUCUCGCAGAAAGCAAGCUCACCUAUCAUGGACUCCGAAUGACAUCAACGGAUACCGAUGAGACAGGUGUUAAUCUAGGAAGGGCUCAAACUGAUCAAAUCAAAUCCCUGAUCAGGACCUUUCUCGAGGAUAUUGGCUUUGAUCGCAGCAUUCGCGUCGUCAAAGACCAUGAAAUGAAAAUCAUUGUUUGGCAGUAUUUCCAAAGUUUGCAUUUAGGAGAGAAGAACGAGAAAUCGGUUCAACAAACCCUCGACCCUUCGGUAAACUUUGCAUAUCACGGGUACACGUCUCUUCCAUUCCAGGUGAGGGUGCUAGGUGCCAUUCAAUUCCUAUAUAUGUUUCUGGUGGAUGACAUGGCGGAGGAAUUCAUCGAUGAACUUCAAGUAUCUGGUCAAAACUUUACUCUUAACCAACACCACAAGCAUCCUAUCCUGGCUGGGUUGGAUUCUCACAUUCGCAACCUAUCGGAUUAUUACGGCCCAUACUGCCACUCGGUGAUGAUUAAAGGCAUGCUUGAUUAUAUAAAUGGACGUGUCGUCGAGCAUAAGAUCAAACAGUCCAAUUUCAAUUUCUCCGAGUCCCGUCUCAUGCCUAUGUUCUUGAGAACCAAGGUCGGGGGCGCGGAGAUCAUGAUCCAUUUCCUUUACCCCAAUUCUGUCUUUCCCGAAGAGGAAUAUGUUAUGCGAUAUUUCCCCGUCACCCUGGAACUUGUGCUCUUCAUUGACUUUACCAAUGAUAUCUUGUCAUAUUACAAGGAGUUCUGUCUCGACGAUGAAACGGGCAAUUCGUGGCAAAUUUCGCCGACGCGCAUCAUGCCCAGCAUUUGGAUGUCUUGCGGUACCUCACAAGCUACACCCCUGCUCCCAUCGCUGCUCGCUUUAGUUAAGAAUUUUACCCAGGGAAUGAUUAUGCUCUUCACGGCGCAUCGUCGAUACCAUCUAGUGGAGUUGUUUGCGGAUGAGCAAUAUUUGCCACCUUAUAGUGAGGAUGCAUAG
This is a messenger RNA of Penicillium hordei, 1005 nucleotides long. RefSeq lists its product as uncharacterized. NCBI's taxonomy places the organism in Eukaryota, Fungi, Ascomycota, Eurotiomycetes, Eurotiales, Aspergillaceae. Bases 1 to 1005 code for a protein of 334 amino acids. The record is from RefSeq and is a predicted model, not a curated record. Gene Ontology annotation, molecular function: carbon-oxygen lyase activity, acting on phosphates. The transcript has 3 exons.